ACCCCUCUCCGCCCGUGCCUGCCUCCCUGCCCGCGCCGAGCCUCGGGCGUCCACAGCGCGCCCGCCGCCCGUGCAGCCAGCGCCACCUUUGGCUGCGCCGCGCACCCUGCCUCCUCCCUUUCCGCCGUCGCCGCCGCCGUCGGACACGCAGCCGCAGGCCGGGGCCGGGCAGCAGCUGGGGAGUCAGGGGCGCGCGCAGCCAGCCCUUCCCCCUCCGGCUCCCGCACCGCCCGCCGCCUCCCCUCGCCCUCCUCCUCUCCCCUCCCUGCUCCUUCGCCGCUUCCUCCUCCUCCUCCUCCUCCUCUCCCGGCCCCAGCUGCCAGCACCAUGUCCGCAGGGGGAGAUUUUGGGAACCCGCUGCGAAAAUUCAAGUUGGUGUUCCUGGGGGAGCAGAGCGUCGGGAAGACGUCCCUGAUCACGAGGUUCAUGUACGACAGCUUCGACAACACAUACCAGGCCACCAUCGGGAUUGACUUUUUGUCAAAAACCAUGUACUUGGAAGACCGUACGGUUCGACUGCAACUCUGGGACACUGCCGGGCAAGAGAGGUUCCGCAGUCUGAUCCCCAGCUACAUCCGAGACUCCACAGUGGCUGUGGUGGUGUAUGACAUCACUAAUCUCAAUUCCUUCCAGCAGACUUCUAAAUGGAUUGAUGACGUCAGGACAGAGAGGGGCAGUGACGUGAUCAUCAUGCUUGUGGGCAACAAGACGGAUCUGGCUGACAAGAGGCAGAUAACCAUCGAGGAAGGGGAACAGCGGGCCAAAGAACUGAGCGUUAUGUUCAUUGAGACCAGCGCGAAGACCGGCUACAACGUGAAGCAGCUCUUCCGACGUGUGGCAUCGGCUCUGCCCGGCAUGGAGAACGUCCAGGAGAAGAGCAAAGAAGGGAUGAUUGACAUCAAGCUGGACAAGGCCCAGGAGCCCCCGGCCAGCGAGGGCGGCUGCUCCUGCUAAUGCAGAGCCCAUUCGGCUUCCUCAACACUUGUUUUGCCUCCUAUCGGUUAGCUUCCUAACGGGGUGGGAAAUGAGUUUAUCAAGACGGGAGGAUCUUUCUUUUCUCUCUCUCUCUCUCUAGGAGUAGGGUGGGACACGGGGGAGGGAGGCUGGGCAUCAGGGACCACGUCACUCUUAACAGCUGUUACCUAAACAACUAUUUUUUGGUUUGGUUGUAAUAUAUUGUACUUUAUUAAGAUUGCCAAAAACUGUUAAAAUUUAAAAAAAAAUUUAAAUCAUGUGUAUACAACUUUUUGCCAGAUAAAAGAAGUAGUCAUUUUUAUUUGAAAGACGUGCUUUUUUUUUGUUUUUGUUUUCAUUUUUGUAUAUUUGUAAACUUACAGAGAACCUCUCCACACACCCCUUCCUUCCUGUUCUCUUGGAACUGUGUGUCACUUCCUCCUUCCUCCCAUCCCCAGCCCAGUAAAUUAAAGCAAUUAACUGAACAAUAGCAAUUAGGUUCCAAUCAAGCCCCCCCACCUAGGCUCCCCAGUCAAAUCAGACUUUAGUUUAACAAAACAGCCUCAAAGGGGGCAUUGUUUAGACCUUCCUUGGCAGAGUGGGACACAGCAGCAGGCCUGAGUGGAAAUGAAGGCCUGUGGACUGUAGCCUCAGCAGCAGGCCCCGAGGCUAAUUUUGCUUCAUCUCCUUCCCUGAAAAAAAAAAUACGGAGACAGAGUGCACAGGCAACCAUGUGGUCUCUGUGCCACAUAGUGAGAGAAGUUGCUGGAAGGAUGGGGUGCUCUUGGCAGCUGAGGGCUGAGCCAGUGCGUGCUUCUCAAUGGUUGUAACCUGCCGGCCCAGCGGUUGACUGACUCGCCAACUCAGUGUGACGCUGGGUGGCACAGGAGCGCUGAAGCCUGAGGCACGUGCCAUCCGUCUGCCUGUGAUUGGGGAAGUAGGGGGGGGGUCUCUGCCCUGAUUCUGACCAAUACAUGUUCUCAGACCGUUGGUUACUGAUCUUGCUGAGUAUUGUUCUGGAAAGGUUGAUUCCUUGAUGUGUUUUCACCUCCUGUCAUGGUACAUUUGAAACCUUUGUGUGAAUACCUUUGGGAGUGUUGUGGCUGCAACCGCAGGCAACUUGGAGUUCCUGUGAGGUUCCCAGAAGGCUGCCCGGAGCACUGCAACCUGCCCCCAGCAAGCUGUCCUUCCUAUUUCUACUCGUUCCCGAGACUGUUUUAGUCUAGAAGACCUUCAAAGUCUCUAACGGAGAGCUCUCCUCAAAGCAAAAUAGCUCACCUUCUAAACACUUCCAGACUCACUGGCCCAGGCCUGCCUAACGACAGACAGGGGCGGUGACCAAAACAUCCCUGCCACCCUAGCACUGGCUCUUCUUCUACACUCCUGAUGGGCAGAGUGAAUGCCCCCCCCGGGGGGGGGAGAACUCCAACAGGGGGGUUGGAAGGAAUUAUGGAACUUCUCAGAAAUGGGUUCAAAAUGGCAGCCUCCAUGGCAGGGCUGAUUUUUGUAAGUGGGUCUGUCAUGCUCCUCCAUCCUGGGAGACGGUGUCAGAGCCAGUUCUGGUGAAGGAGAGAGGAAGCACGGUCCCCUGGGGUACCUCUUCCCAAAGGCAAGGACCAAUGUACGAGUGUAACUGAGACAUCAUGUGUUUAGUUUUUAUAUGUGUGUACAUAAUUAUACAUAGAGAUAGACUUGUGUAUACACCCCCCACACACACACACACACACAUCCUCACAUAUACAUGUGCUCAAUGUAUAUUCUUGUCUCUCCCGCUCUCAAGUUGGAACUUUGCAUUGUGAUUCCAGUUUUGGAAGUUCAAAAGUAUACAGUGUAUUGAAAUAAGAAAUACUCAAUAUUGUCAAAUAACUUGUGGUUGUCUUGCCUUCAAUAAAAUAGUGCAUAGAUGUGUUAAACUACGAGCAAAAAUAGUCCACGGAACUACCUUCACCACUGCUUUAUGUACCUGUGUGCACAGGUGUGCAUGCCUUUGUGGGCCAGUGUCCCCCAGUGUGGGCACCCCACCUCCGUGGUGCUUGUUGGAAGAAGGCGUACCUGCCCCGUGAAAACGGCAGCCUGACUGGCAGUGAGGGCCUUCUCCGGCAGAGCCCCACUGACAGCGCUCUGUACCAGGUCUCACUGAAUGAAUGUAGAAUGGAUUUUCAUCUUCUCAGCACUGAAGAAUACCUUUCUGUAUUCCUAUAACUCGAAGUAGAAACUCGGUUCUCUUCUCUUGUUCACAUAGUCUAAGACAUCACGGUGCCAUGGCAGAUGAAACAACAGGCGCUGUGACAGAUGAAGUCAUUUCCGGUUGCUCUGACCUAAGGAGCUCUGCCUUCCUAGCUUGUACACAAAGCCCCUCUGCCCCAUUGCUCUCUGCCCCCACAGGUGGCCUGGCCUCCUUUUCCUCAGCCAGGCUGCCCAGCUCCUUCCCUAAAGACCUUUAAGGCAGCCAGGCCCCACACAGAGUUGUCCUGGGCUUUCCGCUUGGCCACCACCAUCCUCCUGUUUGUAGGUAGGAUCUGGUCAGGUUCUCUUGAAGAUGUCCUGAAAUUAUCUCAGUUUCCCCAUCUUUGCUGAAUCCAGUUCAGUCAGAGGACAAAAUGGAGGAUUCCUCUUAGGGCAUGAUCUCAACUUAGUAAUUCAGUUCCUCUCCCUGGACACUGGACCUGGCCUGGCAGGUGGACAUGGCCCUCUUCCUUUUCUUUAGGAGUCUUGAAAGAGAGUUGUCAGCAAAACUUCUGUGAGCCCUGCAGAACCAGUCUGAGAUUGAAAAGGCAGGUGGUGUUGCUAAACCCAAUGCACACCAGAAUGCAGGUGUGACAUCAGUGUCCUGAGUGGGGUCAGGGGCUAGAAUGCUUGGUGGCUGGAGUCUCACUGCUGUCAGUCACUGCUCCCUUCCUGUCGCCAUCCUGAAACAUUUUGCAAUAUCCCGAGAUCCGAGGAGAAGCCAUGGUCACAUCAAUUAAAAGUCUCAGGCAACAGAGAUAAUAACGGUUGCAAGGUGGUAGCCAGGCAGGAGUAUAGACACCUGAGCAUGGUCUCUGUUACCCAGUGGCUAACUAAUGUCAGAGCUCUAAUCAGUGCCUGUCCUCCAAUAUCCAGUGUGACAGUAUGGGGACAGCAUCGCUGGCUUCAGCGUCCUGCUGGUAGAACAGUUUAUUCCUUCGCCGUAUGGAAGGAGGAGAGGCUGUCAGGGAAAACUGGGUAGCUGAAGAUGGUGAGAGUUACACGAGAGCCAGCUAGCAGGACUAUGUCUGAAUGUGUCAUGCUCAGGGCUCGAUGCUCACUAGUGUCCAAACUACCUCUCCCCCAAGACUGGGAGGCACCAUCAGCUUGCCACAGCACUGGGAGCCAAGCCCUUCCUGUUUCCCGGGUGGGAGAACCAAAACAAGACAAGGUCCCCUGCAAGCCGGGCAUGAUCAGAACCGGUGUCGGCAUUCUUCAUCCAUCGAUGACCUUGGGGUACAGGCAGGACUCCGUCCUACUGUGCUCGUGUCCCUUAAGCCAUCUCUGCUCCGUGGCUAGCACGCAAGGGUAUUCCCAGCCUGAGAAGCUAAAGAGAAGAUAGGUGCGUUGGGCUCCUCCACCGGAAAGGGUGGUCCCCAAAUCUACUUGCAUUGUCUUGUAUACACACGUGCACACUCACCUAUAGAGCGGCAGCCAGGGCAUCCUUUUGAUUUUUGUUUGAAAUCAACUUCUUCGGUAUUCCAAAAUCUUGCAGUUUCAGUGUGCAAACUUCUUGGACUCCAGACCCCAUCUGAUUGACACUUUCCGCAGGGUACGAUUAUUAGGAGGCCCUUACAGCGGGAGUUCAGAUGGUCCCUCCAGGAGGCAAGAAGCCUCCAUAAGCCUGGAAGGCCAGCCUGCCUAUUUGUGGUGUGUUGAUUACUCACCUCACCUGUUCAUUAAAGUGAGGUACACAGAGGGUGGCAUUUCCAGCUGUAAUGGGCUCAGAAGGCACAGUGGCCAUAUUGACUUUACAUUCAACUGUGUAAUAUGUGGAAAAGACUCAGCAUGUUGGUCAAACAAUAAACUGUCCUAAUUCUCAACACAAA
Meriones unguiculatus (Mongolian gerbil) is the source of this 5009-nucleotide messenger RNA. RefSeq names its product RAB6B, member RAS oncogene family (gene Rab6b). NCBI's taxonomy places the organism in Eukaryota, Metazoa, Chordata, Mammalia, Rodentia, Muridae. The transcript has 8 exons. Bases 328 to 954 code for a protein of 208 amino acids. Gene Ontology annotation, molecular function: GTP binding; GTPase activity. The record is from RefSeq and is a predicted model, not a curated record.